This is a messenger RNA of Clupea harengus (Atlantic herring), 8085 nucleotides long. It is a transcript of the gene evi5l, whose product is annotated as ecotropic viral integration site 5 like. Gene Ontology annotation, molecular function: small GTPase binding; GTPase activator activity. The record is from RefSeq and is a predicted model, not a curated record. The transcript is spliced from 19 exons. Lineage: Eukaryota; Metazoa; Chordata; Actinopteri; Clupeiformes; Clupeidae. Gene Ontology annotation, biological process: regulation of GTPase activity. The coding region runs from base 106 to 2682 and encodes 858 amino acids.
CACACACAGACACACACACACACAGACACACACACACACACACACACACGCAUACACACACACACUCCUCCACACCCAUCACGUCCGGCCCCCACUGGAAGCCCCAUGUCCAGCCCCAGUAGUGGCAGCCCUGAGAGGGAGGGGGGGCCCAUGGCCGUGGGCCGGCCGGAGAGCCUGUCGUCCCCCCCGGGGCUGGAUGCCGACCCCCCCUCCAUGGGGAGCCCCGUGCUGCUGAGCCCGGACUCGUCUUCCCACGAUGCUUUGCUGUCGGCGCCCGCAUGCUCGCCGGCCGACUCGGAGAACCUCAGCCCCGACGAGCUGGAGCUGCUGGCCAAGCUGGAGGAGCAGAACAGGUUGCUGGAAGCGGACUCAAAGUCCAUGCGUUCUAUGAGCGGUUCUCGGCGGAACAGCGGUUCCUCGCUGGUGUCCAGCUCCUCGGCCUCGUCCAACCUGUCCCACCUGGAGGAGGACACCUGGAUCCUGUGGGGACGCAUCGUCAACGAGUGGGAAGAGUGGCGCCGCAAGAAGGACAAACUGCUGAAGGAGUUAAUCAGGAAGGGAAUUCCUCACCACUUCCGGGCCAUCGUGUGGCAGUUGCUGGGCAACGCCACAGACAUGCCAGUGAAGAACCAGUACUCGGAGCUGCUCAAGAUGUCGUCGCCCUGUGAGAAGCUGAUUCGCCGGGACAUUGCCCGCACCUAUCCCGAGCAUGAGUUCUUCAAGGGACAGGACAGCCUGGGCCAGGAGGUGCUCUUCAAUGUCAUGAAGGCAUAUUCUUUGGUUGACAGGGAAGUUGGGUACUGCCAGGGCAGUGCCUUUAUCGUGGGUCUACUGCUUAUGCAGAUGCCAGAAGAGGAGGCGUUCUGUGUGUUUGUGCGGUGCAUGCAGGAGUACAGGCUGAGGGAGCUCUUCAAGCCCAGCAUGGCUGAACUGGGCCUCUGCAUCUACCAGUUUGAGUACCUGCUGCAGGAGCAGUUGCCAGAGUUGAACGUGCACUUCCGCUCCCAGAGUUUCCACACUUCCAUGUACGCCUCCUCCUGGUUCCUCACCCUCUUCCUCACCUUCCUCCCCCUGCCCGUGGCCACGCGCAUCUUUGACAUCUUCAUGUACGAGGGUUUGGAGAUCAUAUUUCGUGUUGGUAUGGCCAUCUUGCAGUACAACCAGACUGACCUAAUUCAGCUGGAUAUGGAGGGGAUGUCACAGCACUUCCAGAAGGUCAUACCUCACCAGUUUGACAGCUGUCCAGACAAGCUGAUUUUGAGGGCCUAUCAGAUCAAGUACAUCCCGAAGAAGAUGAAGAAGCUGGAGAAAGAAUACACCACCAUCAAAAACAAAGAGAUGGAGGAGCAGAUUGAGAUAAAGAGGCUGCGCACAGAGAACAGACUGCUCAAGCAGAGGAUCGAGACUUUGGAGAAGGAGAGUGCAGCUCUCGCUGAUAGGCUGAUUCAGGGUCAGGUGACACGUGCCCAGGAAGCUGAAGAGAACUAUGUGAUCAAGAGGGAGCUGGCCGUGGUGAGGCAGCAGUGCAACGCCGCCAGCGAGAACCUGGAGCGAGCCCAGGACACCAUCAGAGAGCUGCAGCAGCAGAAGUACACAGAGGAAUUUGUGUUGGGUCUUCAGACCCAGCUGGAACAGUCUCGUCUACAAGAGGCAGAAUUGCUCGGUGCCCUUAAAGAGAUGCAGGACAAGGUGCUGGACCUGGAGAAGAGGAGCAGCUCUCUGCCAGAUGAGAAUAACGUGGCUCAGCUGCAGGAGGAGCUGAAGCAGGUGAAGCUUCGUGAGUUGGAGACACUGCACUCCUUCAGAGAGAUGCAGGAGACCGUCACCGAACUCAACCAGCGCUGGCAGCAGCACCACACGACGUCGCGGAGCGGAGGCCACUGGAAGGAGUCCCCCAAGAAGAACGCCAUGAACGAGAUGCAGGACAAGCUGAUGGGGGUGAGGCUGAGGGAGGCCCAGGCACAGGCUGAACUCAAGGAGGUCAAACUCAAAGCCAUGCAGCUGGAGAGCCAGAAUCAGAUCCACGGUAAGCUGCUGGCGAGACACGAGCAGGAGAGCUCCACGCUGCACGACCGCCUACAGCACCUCACCACACACAACAAGAGCCUGCAGAGCCAGCUCAACGAGAUGAAGAGGAAGCAAUCAGAGUCCGACUGCAAGAGUAAAGAGGAGGUGAUGGCGGUGCGUUUGAGGGAGGCUGACAGUAUGGCUGCCAUGGCAGAACUCAGACAGCGAAUCGCAGAAUUAGAGAUACAGAAAGAGGAGGGUCUGAUCCAGGGCCAGCUGAACCACUCUGACUCUCGGCAGUACAUCACCGAGCUCAGAGACCAGAUCGCUGAACUCAAGAACGAGAUCAGGCAGCUUCGCGGACAGCCCUCAGGCUGUGGAGGCGGAGUCGGCAGCGGAGGCGGGGCCUUUCAGGACCUCUGCCUGGCCAGCCCGGUGUCUGUUGAGGGCGAUUACCUGAGCUCAGACGAGGACCUGCUGCCCAGUCCGCUGGUAACCCCCGCCACCGACACACUGUACCCGCAGCACCAACAGCGCCCCCCACAGGACAGCGAGGGAAGCACUGACAGCGAGUCUGAUGACAGGAGGGGCGGCCGCCCCGACACGCUGGGCGAGUCACCCACCCCCCGGCAGAUCUACUCCAGCAUGGUGUGUGCAGAGGGGCUGGAGAACUGAAGGAGUGGAGAGGAGACACACACACACACACACACACACACACACACACCAUAUCUACUCCAGCAUGGUGUAUGCAGAGGGGCUGGAGAACUGAAGGAGUGGAGUGGAGUGGAGACGCACACACAGACAUUCAUACACACACACUCACACAGUCAUACACACACACACACACACACACACACACACACACACACUAUAUCUACUCCAGCAUGGUGUGUGCAUACGGUCUGGAGAACUGGGGUGGAAAGGACACACACAGCGUGCGGUUUGUUGCUGCAGUAGAAGUGGCCAAUGGGCCAAAGAGAAAUACACACACACACACACACACACACACACACACACACACACACACACACACACACACACACACACACACACACACACACACACAGACAUGUGCACACACACAGAAACAUAGAAACAUACAUACCGACAUGCAGAGAACUACAGUGUGCACUGUAGCUGUGGUAAACUGGGUAGAGAAGGGGUCUCACACACACACACACACACACACACACACACACACACACAAACUGCUCACAUAAACUGCUCACAUCAGCACAUAUACACAUGCAUACACACACACAAACACACACACACACACACACACACACACACACACACACAGACAAAGACAGAGAAGGUGAGACACAGAAAUGCACACACCCCCAUAUCAAUGAGUACCCACACAAAGACAGUUCCCACUAGACCUCUCCUGUCACCUCUCUCUCUAACUCACUAUCUCUCCACGAGGACUUUCUCUCCCUGUCUCCCCUCCCUCCUCUCCUGAUGAGCAUCUGCCACCACGCUCCACAGACCCACUCCGUCCAGCAUAGCAGCCUGCGGAUGAUGGCGGAUCUGUCCCAGAAUACACUGCUCCCUGGGGAACCUUCCGGAACCUUCUUGAAUUUUUUUUGCCCCAUCUGUCUCUGACUGACUGCAAGUUAAAAGUGGCCGCUAGACACACUCUCUGUCAUACUGUGAAGACGGCGCUAAUGGACCCAACGGAUAGCGGUAACACUACAUUUCAGCUGGAUCUGACACCUGCUUCAAGACACUCUGAAUCCGUGGAACUGUGUGUGUGUGUGUGUGUGUGUGUGUGUGUGUGUGUGUCUGUGUGUCUGUGUGUGUCUGUGUCUUCCUUGUCUGGAUUCGUGUCCAUACGUGUCAGUCGAGGACGAUGCACAAAUUCACCGCCAAUGAUUCAACACUAACAACCCACCCUUCUCCCUCCUCCAUCCUAUUGGCUCUGCAUCACUAUUACUCAUGUUACUGUCCCACCCCUCCCAGACUGAAGGCCUGGUGAUUGGAUUGGAUGGAUGUGCUGUGAUGCUUUCCUCCCAUUGGCUGGUUUCAGUCAGAGCACUCUGUCAUGUGUUUGUCUGUUGUGCUGCCUUCUGGGGAAACUGUUUACCAUGAAACUGGGACCUGACAUGAUCCUUCAUUAAGGACGAUAAGAAAGAGAGAGAGACUUUGAAAGAGAGAGAGAGAGAGAAGAUUAGAAGCGAGCAUGGACUCUUAACACACACUAAUCCGGAGGACUUUUCUAGAUGACGUGCGUAGAUACAUUUUAAAAUAAUUUACCUAAUUUGUGUGUUUGUGUGUUUGUCUCUAAGCCUUUGCGAAAUAGUGAGCGGCCGGACAAACGUUUAGUUGAAGUCACACUGAGGAGAAAAAACAACAAAAAACUAAACUCAAUGUUGCCAAAAUCUUAAGUUUUUUGCUAUUAUUUAUAUGUUCCUAUUUAUUUUGAUAUUUUUUAUUUUUUAUAAAUACACAUGCAUAUAUCAGAAGGAAAAAAAACAAUAUUAAUGUAUAAAUACUUCUUCAUACAAACAGCGGCCAAACUUUUUAAUCGAUCACGGUGUCUUUGUUUGUCGUUUGUUUGUUGGUUUAUUUACAUGUGUGUUCUGUGCCAAUACUUGGGGAGGCUGGUGCCAACUGGUCUGUUCUAAACACCAGGUGGGUUUGGGCCUGAACCGUGACGGAACCACACCGGAUAAGGAGUCCGCUGCUUCAUUGAGAACAAAGUGGAUUUUUUUCCCGAAAGAGACAUUUCAGAAGGCGUUAAAAAAAGUGCUGCUAUGAACAUUUAAAUUUGUUCUGUUUUUCUUUUCUUUUUUUGUUCUGUGUCAAAGUUUACAUUGGUUUGUUUGUUUGUUUGUUGCCGUGUUUGUUUACUUGCUACCCUUUCCCCUCCCCCUAUAUGGAGUGGACUUAUCAAUGCAAGAGGAUUGGUGAGAAUGAGAAGUUUAAUAUCAAUUUAAAUUUAAAUUUAAAUAAACUAAAUAGAUAAAAUGAAAUACUGUAUCUGAAAAAAAAUCUGUCCAUAGAGCCUCUGUAUGCUUAUUGCACACUGGAUCCUUACGCUCAUCCCUGAGUGCUAUGGAGAGAUUUGAUCCAACAGCAUCGCUGUGAUUUUAUUUAUUUUUUAUCAUUUUUAUUUAUGUGGUUGCACUCCACCUUCAUAUAGAAGUGGGGUCAAAGGUCAUCACUUUGGACAUGUGUCUUGAUAUCUGCUUUUUUUCCACGCUGGAGGUCUUUGCGACGGUACUGUGAAGUGUAGACACUGUUUAUCUAAAGAAAGAGAGAGCUGGGGAGAGGGAGGGGUGAGGGUGGGGGUGGGGGUGGGGAGAGAGAGAACAGAAACAAAAGCGUCAGUGCAGAGUCAGAAAGCAUUUGACCCCGGUUAAGAUAUACUCAGUCAGUCAGAGGGAAAUAACGGAGUGAGUGAGACAGAGAGCGAGCGAGAUAACCAGAUAUACACUGACGUGAACACUAAGACAUCACAUAGCCUUUCCAUAGAGAAGGCUUUUGUUUCUCUCUGCAAUAUGACAGACCCUGUGGUUGCUCCUGCCCUGUCCACUCCGCCGUAUCCACAACUCCGUACUGUAAUCAAAACACAUCGAUACCUCGCACGACUGUGAAAUCGCUUCCUGCUACCACUGCCUGCCAAGUGACGAGCAAAGGCAAACGAAAGAUCUGGAUCUAGGCUGUCGUCUUCCCCUCGGAAAGUGUCAGAUCUGUGUUCCUCUUCGGGGGGCAGCAGAUGCUGCACUGGUUAUCUAACUGUUGGAGGGCCAGGAUUCCUAGAAGACUGGGCACCUGUAAGCCAUGGUUCCUAGAAAUGCGUCUGUAUCCAGAACGGUUCCAACGGUUCUAACUUUUGAGCUGUGGAUCGGCUCUGGGUCGGGGGGCUGAUCCGUUGCAGAGCGGGCCAGCGGUUCAGGGUCAAAGGUUAACUCUUCGUACGUUUGGCUUUUCAGGGGCAUGCGUGACGUGGCACAGGCCACUGUAGUGCAUGGUGUACAUCGUCCCCUGGUGUUGUGCACGUAUGGAUGGUGCGUUCCUCCAGUAUACCUCCAGUGUUUUGGAUUGUAGAUCUGGUAGUUGGGAUUCUCUGAGGCAUAAUAGACUGAGAUGGUUGGUGGGUAGAUGGAUUGCUUUUGUGGUUGUGUGAUAGAGAGCGAGACAGACGACACAGACUCAGAUGCGUGAGGCAGUUCUCCACGGUUCUUCAUAGAGCCUCUGUGUUCUCCAUAGAGGGUGAUCGGUCAGUUUGGUAUCUAGAUUUUGGGCCACAGGGUUUGUUUCCUUGAUAUUUCUCUGAAAGAGAAAACCUAAAUGCUAGACUCUGAUUGAGUGAUUACACUGGGGCGAAUUCAUGCAGUUUUUACAAAAGUAUCAAUUUAGCCUUAGCAUGAGAGAGAGACCUGUAGCCAUGGUAAUUUGAGGAAAAAUGGCUAAUGUUUAGCAUUAGCUUAGCGACAGUGUAGCUAAUUUGUAGGAAUCCAGAAUCAAGACCAUUUCUCUGCCUUGUAUUAUCUUUCACUGGAAUAGGAGUUUGUGUUUCGCAACUAGAACUCUGGUGGGGCAAUCAUCAGCCCGCUAUCAUUUGGAUUGAUCUUAAUGUGGAUGUGGCGUAUGUUUGCGUCACUGCGGUAAGGUAAGACUGGUGAGGUGCCAGACGGGGCCACACUUCCCGUCCAAUCACAUUUGACUGUUGGCUGCGAAGGCAUGUGUUGUUGGAUGAAACCGUUUGGACAAAUGUAGCCUACCUGUCGAGGUUUCUGAGAAUUUAGAUAAACGUAGAUAAUUGAACCAACCUAGCUGGUGUUGAAUAAACCUACACUUGGUAUCCCACUCUCAAGGCCUGGCAAUGAUCAGAGGCAGUCUAUACAGGGCGAAGGACACAUGGGACCGUGGGUAGACCUUCUUCAGAGCACUCUGUCCAAGAAACUAGGGGCAUGUUAGCCAUGUUCUGUCAGCAAAGACAAGACAAAGCAAAGACAAGAGCAAGCAGUCUGGGCUCCCUGACACCACCCUAAUGGUGACGGAGGCAGCACCGGCCCUAAUUUGUGCUGAUCUGACCCUGAUCUGAUCCAUGCUGUCCUGGAGCCAGAUCAGCAUUCAUGGAUGUGCCGAUAUGGUGCUCCUUGCUAUUCACUGUCACAGCUGUUCUCAUUGGUUCAUACAUUUAUAUAUACAUUUGCGCUAUGUAUUUCUGUACGUAUGUUCAUAUGUAUAUAGCCUACACAUUUUUUUAUUUCUGUUAAUGGCAAACUGUUCAAAGACACUGGGGGGUGAUGAAAGACUGAUCAUUGCUGACGUAUUUGUUCUUUCUGGGUUCUGGGUUCUUUUAGGGUCUGAGACAUUACCAUGAUUUUGUUGGGGGUUACCAUGGAGAUAUACCAUUAUGACCUCAACAGUGCACAGUGCCAUAGUAACAACGGCUAGAAUCAGGUCUGUUCUAGGGUUAGUUUCUUGCUUGGGUUUCCAUGGAGAUAUACCAUUAUGACCUCAACAGUGCACAGUGCCAUAGUAACAACAGCUAGAAUCUGGUCUGUUCUAGAGUCAGUUUCUAGCUUGGGUUUGGAAUAUCAUAUCAGUACACACAGUUACUGUGCGCCAAUCGUGAGAAUGAAACAUAUGUCUGAUUCUCUCCCUCCACUUUGUGUGUGUGUGUCCGUGUGUACUCGUCUUCAUAAUUUGUAUUGUUAUGAAUUAAAAAUGGAGUGUGCAGUUGGUCGCCAUAGAAGAGUCCACACAAAGACAUUUCCACACCAGUGUAACCACACAACACAGGCCCUGAUUUGCUAUGGCAGAAGAGGACCUAAAAGAGAACUGAAUGCCCAUCUCUCCUAGCAACCCAUCUUUGACAGUGUCAUGUUUUUUUUGUUGUUGUUCAGGUGUGUUUUGUGUCCUUCCAUGCCCCUCCGAAAUAAUAAUGAUAACAAUGACAAGCAUCAUCCACUCUCCCUCCUCUCUUGCAGUUUGACCAAUGUUGUUGUCAAAGUAUAUUAUUGACAGUUAUGAAGAUGAUAUUAGCAACAAUAUUAUGAAAAUAAUUCAGUGUUCUGUACUUGACGAAUGAUAUGAAAUAAAGAUUUACACUAUAUGUUC